AGACUUUCCUUGGAAAUCAUUAUUAUCGUUAUACCACUUUCCCCUCCAGCAGAUCUGUUUUCCCUAAGAUGACAGGCAUGCGUAUUUCAAGCUUUACGCAUACUAAUGUAUUUAAUCCUCAAAAUAAUCUUGUGAGAUAGGUACUGUUGUUAUCCUCAGUUUACAGAUAAGGCAUCCGAGGUCCCAGCUUAGCCGUUUACCAACUGACAGCUGUUUGACUUUGAAUACGUUUCCUCACAUGUUAAAUAGCAACGCGGAUGUCUACCACACAGAAUUAUUGGGAGAAAUAAUCUCUAUACUACGUAUAAGAGUAAAGGAUGCCACGGAGAAAGAAAAAGAUUAAAGAAGCCUCUGAACCUCAGAAUCUGGAGAAGGACACAGAAACUAGCAGUUCUGUCAGUCUGAAGAAGAAGCGUAAAUUUGAAGAUGCAUUCAUUGUGAUAUCUGAUAGUGACGGAGAGCAGGAACCAGAGGAGGAGAAUGGACUGCAGAAAACGAAGACAAAACAGUCAAAUAGAGCAAAGUGUUUGGCUAAAAGAAAAAUUGCACAGAUGACAGAAGAAGAACAGUUUGCUCUGGCUCUCAAAAUGAGUGAGCAGGAAGCCAGGGAGGUGAACAGCCAGGAGGAAGAAGAAGAGGAGCUCUUGAGGAAAGCCAUUGCUGAAAGUCUGAAUAGUUGCCGGACUUCUGAUGCCUCUGCUACCAGCUCUCAACCUCUGGCCAUUGGACCAUCUUCACAGUCCCACCAAGAGAAAACCACAGACUCUGGGACCACUGAAGGCAUAUGGCAGCUGACACCACCAUCACUGUUUAAAGGCUCACAUAUCAGUCAGGGAAACGAGGCUGAGGAAAGAGAGGAGCCUUGGGACCACACUGAAAACACUGAAGAGGAGCCGGUCUCUGGCAGCUCAGGAAGCUGGGACCAAUCAAGCCAGCCAGUGUUUGAGAAUGAGAACGUUCAGUCUUAUGACAGAUGUACUAGCCACUUGGCUGAGCACACACAGUGUGAGAAGCCACAGGAAAGUACUGGGAGGGGUUGUGCUUUUCUCAAAGGUGCCCAGGGUAGUGGGGACACAUCUAGGCACUGCCUGCCUGCUCCAGUGGAUGCCAAAGUUCUCCCGGACAUUGAGGGAACUGUGCAUUACUUCUGGGGUAUUCCAUUUUGCCCUGCUGGAGUAGACCCUAGCCAAUAUACCAGGGUCAUUCUCUGCCAGUUGGAGGUUUAUCAAAAGAGCCUGAAAAUGGCUCAGAGGCAGCUUCUUAAAAAAAAAGAGUUCGGGGAACCACUGUUACCUAGGCCUCCUUCUCUGAUCCAGAAUGAAUGUGACCAAGGAGAUCAGGCUAGUGAAAAAAAUGAAGGCAACUCAGAAGAUAUGGGAGAUGAAGACAAAGAGGAGAGGCAGGAGUCUAGGGCAUCUGUCUGGGACUCAAAAUCCAAGGAUUACCAAGAAAGCCCAAUUAAAAGCUUGAAAGAGAAACUUUUGUUGGAGGAAGAACCAACAACCAGUCAUGGUCAGUCUUCCCAGGGUCUAUUUGUUGAAGAAACUUCUGAAGAAGGAAACUCUGUACCUGCCUCACAAAGCAUUGCUGCUUUGACCAGUAAGAGAAGCUCAGUCUUUAUGCCAGAGAGUUCUGCAGAAGAAAUCACUGUUUGUCCUGAGACACAGCUAAGUUCUUCUGAAACUCCUGAUCUGGAAAGAGAAGUCUCCCCAGGUAGCAGAGAGACAUCAGAUGAAAUACGAAUAACAGUAGCAGAUAAGGAGGUUGUCAACAGGGAAGAUGCUGAGAAAGAAAUAACUACUUCUGCCUUCUCAUCCAUUGCCCAGGUAUCCUGCCCACUGUGUGACCAAGGCUUCCCACCCACAAAGAUUGAGCGACAUGCUAUGUACUGCAAUGGUUUUGGGCAGGAUACAGGUAAAGACUCAUCAGUGUUGACUCGGAGACAAAAAGAGGCCAAGAGCAAGAGUGACAGUGGGACUGCUGCCCAGACUGCCCUAGACUUUAACAAGAGUGAGAAGUGUUAUCUCUGUAAAUCCCUGGUCCCAUUCAGAGAGUAUCAGUGUCAUGUAGAUGCCUGUCUCCAGCUUGCCAGGGGUGACCAAGGAGAUGGGCCUGGAGGGAGUGGCAGAAUGUGCUCAACUGUGGAGGGGAAGAGGCAGCAGCGGCUGCAGAGCACAAAGGAAAAAGGCCAUAAUGAAGGGCGUCUCCUUAGCCUCUUGGAACAGUCAGAGUACAAGUCUGCAGAUGCAGCAAUAAAGACCACAUCUUCAGAAACAGGAGCCUUCAGGGUUCCCUCACCAGAGAUGGAAGGGGCAGGCUGCAGCAGAGAAAUGCCAAGUUCCCUUGCACAUUUCGACUUAAAUGAUUCUCCCAUCAAGUCUUUUGUUUCCAUUUCAGAAGCCACAGAUUGCCUAGUGGACUUCAAAAAGCAAUUAACUGUUCAGUCAGGUAGUCGGACACGGACCAAAGCAGGCAGAGGAAGGAGGAGAAAAUCCUGAAUUUUUAGGGUCAGGAUGUUGUCAAAGCCAUUAGCAAUAGGGGUGGACCAUGUUCAUUAAGCUGCAGUGGUCUCUAGUUCAUUGUUGAGAAAGUUCUGGCCCUGCAGUUUUUAGCACCAAAACCCAGUCCGCAUCCUGGUUUUUAUGUUUUCUAUGAUCUUUACAGACAACUGUGUAUAGUAUUUUGUUUUAUAACAGUCUGUUUGAAUUCACUUACCGUUAAAAAGAAAAUUUAAAUAUAUUUAUCUGUGUU
Messenger RNA from Choloepus didactylus (southern two-toed sloth), 2751 nucleotides. RefSeq names its product ubiquitin interaction motif containing 1 (gene UIMC1). The transcript has 15 exons. Bases 318 to 2498 code for a protein of 726 amino acids. Gene Ontology annotation, molecular function: K63-linked polyubiquitin modification-dependent protein binding; histone binding; DNA binding. Gene Ontology annotation, biological process: positive regulation of DNA repair; double-strand break repair. Gene Ontology annotation, cellular component: BRCA1-A complex. NCBI's taxonomy places the organism in Eukaryota, Metazoa, Chordata, Mammalia, Pilosa, Megalonychidae. The record is from RefSeq and is a predicted model, not a curated record.